Messenger RNA from Exophiala dermatitidis NIH/UT8656, 1641 nucleotides. RefSeq names its product alpha-N-arabinofuranosidase. Lineage: Eukaryota; Fungi; Ascomycota; Eurotiomycetes; Chaetothyriales; Herpotrichiellaceae. Gene Ontology annotation, molecular function: hydrolase activity, hydrolyzing O-glycosyl compounds. Bases 1 to 1641 code for a protein of 546 amino acids. Gene Ontology annotation, biological process: carbohydrate metabolic process. The record is from RefSeq and is a predicted model, not a curated record. The transcript is spliced from 3 exons.
AUGCCGACCACAACCUCGAUUUAUGCUUUGCUGAUCUCCUUCCUAACAUACUGUGCUGUAUCCUUUGCACAGACAAGCACCGCCACCGCAAAUGCCGCAACAUACACGAAUCCCAUCCUCAAUAGCGUUGGGGCAGAUCCAUGGGUUAUCCGGCACGAGGGCUACUACUACAUGACCUACACGACGAAUGACAACAUCACCAUUUUGAGAAGCAGCGUUCUCACAGACUGGAACAACGCCGAUGUCAAACUGGCAUUUCUCCCACCCACAAAUACAAGCUACAGCUACGACCUCUGGGCGCCCGAACUACACCUGAUCAACGAACUAUGGUACAUCAUCUUCACGGCGGACGUGGACGCCGACAGCCCGCCACCCGACGAAGACAUGCUGUGCGACUUUACCUGUCCGGCCGUCAACCACCGCAUGUUCGUAUUGGAGUCGUCAACCUCCGACCCAUGGACCAGCACCUACGCCAUGAAAGCAGAGCUGAACACGUACGACCAAUUCGCCAUUGAUGGAACAUACUUUAUUUUGCCUCUGAAUAGUACUACUGCCGGCGACACAAAUCCUGUGCCAUUCCAAAUCUACCACAUCUACUCAUGCUGGGAAUCCACAUACACAUCCUGGCCCAGCAUGCUAUGCAUAACACGCAUGUCGGACCCCUGGACCGUAAGUUCGUCCCUAUCCGAACGCGCCGUCAUAUCCCGGCCCGACCAGCCAUGGGAAAAGACACCCUACAACCGCACCAUCAACGAGCGUCUCUCAUCCAACGAAGGACCUGAACAAUUGACGAAUCCGACCACGGGCCAACAGUUUGUGAUUUAUUCGGCGGCACGAAGCGAUAACAGGAAUUACUGUCUCGGACGGCUGGAGUUGGUUGCAGGCAAGGAUCCAAUGGAUGCAGGGUCGUGGAUCAAGGAUACCGCGGGUUGUGUGUUUUAUGAGAAUCCAGAACAGGAAGUAUAUGGGGUGGGUCAUGCGAGUUUUACGACGUCCCCUGAUGGCAAUGAGGAUUGGAUCGUCUAUCAUGGUAUGAAAGACUAUGAGAAUGGGUGGAGUGCUAGGACUAUUAGGACCCAGAAGUUCACUUGGGAUGAAGGGACGGGUGUCCCCUUGUUUCCGAGGCCGGGAGUGGGGCCGUUUGAGGUUCCUAGUGGGCAGGAGGGUGGCGGGAGUGGUAGCAGUGGAAGCGGUAGUGGUACGGGGACUGAGACUGGAAGUGGUGGUGGCAGUGGUAGGAGUAGUGGUAGUUCUACUGGGAGUGCAAGUGCAAGUGGAAUUGAAUCAAUCAGUGGUUCACAGGGUGCAACAGCAACAGCAACAGCAACAACGAGCACAAACUCCUAUCCAAAUUGGAGUCCGAGUCCGGGUUCAACUUCGACGGGACAGGCAGGUUGGAGCAACGGAUAUCAAACACAGACAGAAACUGAGUCGCGACCUCCUCCUCCUGCUGCUACGGCGCCCUCGAUACGCACAGAGACAGCACCAGCCCCGCCGUCGGUUCAAACAGUAUCGGCAUCUGCAUUUGCAUCUCCAGCUACGUCCGUCGAGCCUUAUGCAUCGCGGAAGGGCUCUAGUCCCCAAAAUGGCUGGCAGAGCAGGACUAGAUUUAGCGGUACGGCAGUUUCUACUUGGGUUUGA